Molecule: messenger RNA, 1857 nt
Organism: Microsporum canis CBS 113480
Lineage: Eukaryota; Fungi; Ascomycota; Eurotiomycetes; Onygenales; Arthrodermataceae
Product: anion exchange family protein
Exons: 5
Coding region: 1-1857 (618 amino acids)
Biological process (GO): borate transport; transmembrane transport; monoatomic ion homeostasis
Cellular component (GO): fungal-type vacuole; plasma membrane
Molecular function (GO): solute:inorganic anion antiporter activity; borate efflux transmembrane transporter activity
Source: RefSeq, a predicted model, not a curated record
AUGCCUCACUCGAUGGAUGGACAACCCUCUAAUGAGGUACCGACAGCCACGGCAGCAGACACGAGAUGGUGGAAGAUUCGCUUCUUUGACGGCAUGAAGAAUGAUAUCAAGAGACGAGCACCGUAUUACUGGAGUGAUUGGAAAGAUGCCUGGGAUUACCGUGUCAUUCCUGCCACGGUAUAUAUCCUUUCUCUUCUAGUGUCUGAUAAAGCCGAUUCAUACCUCGAAGCCUCAUCCAAGCAACCUUCCCAGGAAGAAAACUUACAUGGAGUCGAUAGUAUUCUUCCAGCCCUCGCUUUUUCGCUUGAUAUGUUCGAAAAAACUCAUAUGAGCUACGGUGUCAAUGAGGUUCUUCUCGCCUCCGUUCUAGGUGCUGUUGUGUUCUCUUUCCUAGCUGGACAGCCAUUGGUUAUCGUCGGUGUAACAGGCCCUAUCACUGUGUUUAAUUAUACGGUCUACGAUAUAAUCGCACCUAGAGGGACAAAUUACCUGGCCUUCAUGUGCUGGAUUGGAAUUUGGUCGCUUAUAAUGCAUUGGGUUCUUGCCAUUACGAAUUCAUGUAAUGGACUGACCUUUGUUACAAGAUUUUCCUGCGACAUAUUUGGGUUCUAUGUUGCUUUCAUCUAUAUCCAGAAGGGCAUCCAAGUUCUUACCAGGCAAUGGGACAUGGCUGGUGAAACAUCUGCCUAUCUCUCCAUCAUGGUCUCUCUGCUAGUUCUUAUGUCAUGCUUUAUCUGCGGUGCCAUCGGAGAAAGCCAUUUCUCCAAUCGCCAUAUUCGAAAGUUCAUAGAAGAUUAUGGCACUCCUCUGAGCAUAAUCUUUUUCACUGGCUUCGUUCAUAUUGGUCAGAUGAGAAAUGUUCAUGUCGAAACAUUGCCAGUUUCUAAAGCAUUUUUCCCUACUACGGAUCGUAGCUGGCUUGUGAAUUUCUGGGAUAUUAGUGUGAAGGAUAUAUUUCUUGCCAUUCCGUUUGCAAUCCUCUUAACUGUUCUUUUCUACUUUGACCAUAACGUGUCAUCAUUGAUCGCUCAGGGUACUGAAUUCCCUCUUCGCAAACCUGCCGGAUUUCACUGGGAUUUAUUCCUGCUGGGCUUAACUACAGGAGUAGCGGGUAUUCUUGGGAUCCCUUUCCCUAAUGGCCUUAUCCCUCAGGCACCAUUCCACACAGCCUCUCUUUGCGUAACACGCCAAGUAGCAGAUGAAGAUGAGAAUCAUAAAGGAAAAUCCGUUCGCAUUAUAGACCAUGUUGUUGAGCAACGUGUUAGCAACCUUGCCCAGGGGCUUCUUACGCUCGGAACAAUGAGUAGCCCUCUACUUGUUGUUCUACACUUGAUACCUCAAGGGGUAAUGGCAGGACUUUUUUUCAUUAUGGGAAUUCAAGCUCUGCUAGGAAACGGAGUGACGCAGAAGUUAAAGUUCCUCAUGGAGGAUAAGGAACUGACCUCACCAUCAAACCCACUACUGAGGAUUGAGCGAAGAACGGCAGUAUGGGUAUUCGUCGCAAUCGAGCUCUUAGGAUUUGGGGCGACAUUCGCCAUCACGCAAACAAUCGCAGCCAUUGGGUUUCCAAUCUUCAUUCUCUUGCUUAUCCCCAUCAGAUCCUUCCUGCUGCCGAAAUGGUUCACCGUAAACGAACUCUCUAUACUCGAUGCACCUACUGCAAGCCCAUUUACCAUGAAAAGUGUCGGGGGAUCCUAUGGACACGCCCAGCAUGGAGUACAUGGGGGCUCUUCGGAUGAGGUACAGACACCCGCUGUCGUGGAGGGCGGCGUUUUCGCGGGUGAUUUAGAAAACGGAGAACUACACGAACUUCAAUCGAGGAACUCUGUUAGGAGGAGAAGCCGGUCUGAUAGAUGA